AUGUCGCGGUUUGCUGCCUGGGCAAAGAAGCAGCAAGAGGACAAAGGUGAAGGUCUGGUCCUGGCUGGGAUUCCCAUCGAGAGCCUGCCAAAACGGCAGCUGGAGCCCUUCCUCGUGGACAACAGCCUCCUCGCCUCGCACAGCGCCGGGCUGCGAUAUCGCAGCGCUCGAGACCUCGUGGACAAGAACCAGGCUCUGAAGUCGGCCCGGUGGGGAAGUGUCGUCUGGGGUGUCCUGGACGAGGAUGGCCAGUGGCUCAAGGUGAAGGCCGGGAGAUACCUUCCAGUUCACAUCGGUGGAAUCCAGGUCCUCAAGGUGCUGCCUUCGGCACCAACUCGCGAGGAUUCCGAGGAUGAGGACAAGCAGAUCGCAGAGCCCCAGACGCGGUUGGGCAGUCUCAAGGUGCCUAGCAUGUUCCGGCCCGUGACAGAGGAUGCUUCCAUCGAAGCACUGGGCCAUGGCGCAUGGUAUCAUGUUGUCGCCGAACGUGUGGCAGUGCGCGAGGGCCCGUCGUUGGGUGCUGCAGCAGUAAGUUCUCUGCGACGAG
Molecule: messenger RNA, 547 nt
Organism: Symbiodinium sp. CCMP2456
Lineage: Eukaryota; Dinophyceae; Suessiales; Symbiodiniaceae
Source: the annotation of a GenBank genome assembly